CACUCUGGCCAUGAUUAAGGACGAAGCAACCCAAACCUUCCUGCGUGCCCAUCUGAGGGGCACUAGCGGCCAUAGACAGAGGAGCUAUUGGAUCGGCCUUGACGACCUCAACACCGAGGGAACCUUCCUCUGGAACGACGAGACCCCGCUGGGCGAUUAUGACAAGUUCCGUUCCGACGCCCCGAACGAGUCACGCGACUGCGUCUCUCUCUGGAGGACUCGGAGGAGCGCUCGCUGGGACAUCAAGGACUGCAACACUCGCAGGCCGUACAUCUGCCAGCUGAGCGGCAACGGUGACAAGUAGGACGGUGACAAGCUGUGACGUCAUAACAUCGACAAAACGGAUCUAAAGAUGUUCUGGCAUCACCGAAACAUUCUGACGUCGGAGCAUCUUUCCAUCUGUUUUGGAAGCUGCUGAUGUAACAGGAUAGGCAAAGCUAAUUUCUGUCUCGUAAACGGUCGUCACCUUUUUGAACAGUCGUCGCCAUAUUGAUGACUAAGUCUAUAACAUAUACAAGACAGUGUCUUAUCACUCUUGGGGGCUGACAAGGUUAGCUAAAACAUAAACGUAUCUAAAGCAACAUUUCAAUUACAAAUGUACAACUUUACACAGUAUUGUGUCCAAUGGUGACAAAUAUUCCAAAAAAUCAAAAGAGAGUGCAUCAACUCGGGUUCCAACACAAGUCAAAAAGCCUAACUCCUUAAAACAUCAACUAAGCCAAGAAACAUCACGAUUUGGGUAGACCUUUGUUAGACACAGCGACGAUUUUUUAAGGCAACGACUGUUUACGAUACAGAAAUUAGCAGACCAAAUGCACGGACAACGACACAGAUUGUACACAUACGUUUGGCCACACCAAUUUAGUUUCUUGGUUUUCAGAUUCUGAAAGAGAUAUUGUCCUCUUUGUGAACUUUGGCAGAAGAAUGCCUUUUGGCCGAAAAUCAAGAAAGCCAAUUGGCGUGGCCAACGCCAACCGUCACAGGACCAAAAAAAGACGGGAAACUAAAUGUACUUUCCUUCCCAUUUUCCUUUUUUUCUUGUUCUGUGACAUUUGUCUGCAGGUAUGUGCGACAAUGAGAAUAACGGUCAAAGUAGAAUAACUUCAUAGGAUCAACACACAUUUGUGUUGUGUUUGUGCUGACUUUUCUCUGGUCAUUAACUAAUUAAUGAUACUCAUAUUCAGACCUGUGCUGGUAGACUCGGAUACAAGUGCUUUAGACCACCACGUGCACAUACAACCACCACAGGUCCUUUCAUUCCCCCAUACCAUCAGAGAGUGGAAGGAUUAUAACUGGUGUGGCCGAGACGGGGUCCCUGUUUCCCAGAACAAAAAUGAGUAGACGAGUAAUGUUACGUAUGUUUGGAAAUAUUACUUACACACUAAAUCCACCUGUCUUGUACUUUGCACAUGCAAGAUUCCGUUGCCUUGUUUAUUUGCAUUUAAUUUGGUCUGUACCCAACACAAACUGCUAAUGAUCAGGGUUACUGAGGAUAGAAUAAGAUGCUUUGUGUGUAGAAACUGUUUGGAUUUAGUUCGUGCUGAAAACAAUUAUUUGUAUCAGACUUGUAUACUCCAUUCCAAGUCACCGAGAAGGUUUUGAACUAAUAUUUGUAUUUUGAAAACAAGGAUAUCUAAGACACAUCAGUUCUAAAUUUAAGAAAAAUUCAUAUGAAAAUUUGAAUAUCUUUAAAUUCAUUUGGAAACAUUUUAAAAAGGACUGACAGUGUACAUAAAUCUUUAUUUGGAAUCUAUAGCUUUGAAACAUCUAUAUUAUGUGUAAAACUUAUGGAAAAUGCUUGAAAUAUUUGUAAAUAUUUCUAAAAGUCUUUUAGAAACUGGAGAAAGACCUAGAAAUUCCAAAUAUGUCAUAUUUCUUAUACUAUAAUUAAAGAGAAUUGGAAACAUUUGAAAAAAGAUGACAAUGACAACCCUCUCAGUGACUUAGAAUUACUAAUGGUCAUACAUAUUAUAAUAUUUAGACCUGCAUACUUUUUUUUCAAACUUUAUUUUACUUAUAGAUGUAAGUCAAGGGGAACAGCUUUUCUGCGCAAUGCCAUGAACAAUUUGCCUGUGUGCAUUUGUUUCACACACAAAUUUCAAACUUUUCAAGAAAAUUUCAAGAUCUUAAGUGUAAAACUACAAAAAGUUUUCAAAACUCUUGGGUAUCAGUUAAUCUGCACACAAUUUUUUCAUGCGCACAAAACUCCAUCCCAUUUAAGUGUUUUGUGCUUAGAAACUGUUUAAUCUAACGUUCUUUGAUUCUGAAACAUAGGUCAUAAUUUUGUUUUGUUUACAUGAGGUUGUGGAAUUAGAAAUGUUUUGAUGGAAUACAUUUAAAGGGGCAUUCCACUCCAGAAGCGAGUGUUAUUUUCUGAUAGAUGAUAUUUUUUGGGAUACAAAUGCACUCGACUUUUUGCACAAAGUUACCUGAUUUGCCUUUUAGACAAUAUUCUUUUCUAAAUUAGAGCACCCCCAUGCGGACCCGCUUCUAAUGUACUGCGCCGUAUAUGAGUUCGCGACUUCCGUCACACCUUCUCGCUAACGGUAGUCGGGAUAAGCUUGACAAAGCAGUCAAGUGAUAAUCACACAUGUAGGGAAAUACAAAAAAAGUUUGAAGACUAUAUCAUCUUGGGAUGGGGAUAUUUGGCCACUUAAUUAUAAGGAGUUGAAAGUCGGUCAACGUAAAAUGGCGGCGCCAAAACUGCUUGUAUGGCCGACGUUGGGCACAAUUUCUCGCUAACGGUAGAACCGCUGAGCGAACGAAAGUGGUAGGGUGGCUAUCGGACAUUUAGGAAGGUACACACAAAGUUUGAAGCUCAGCGGUUCUUGGAAUCCAGAGAUGUGGUCACUUUUGUGGAUCAUUCUUCUCUAAAAAGGCUACUUUUAUACAUCAACAAAUUACUACAGAAUGACCCACAAACGUUCUAAUGACGUUUGUGCACACACAUACAGUCUACUCAAAAAGUGAUCCUAAAACAUCAUAGUAUCGAAAUCUAUACUAGUACUAACCGGUACCUGUUCCCAUGGUCAAAGCCACAUCCUCCCUCAGCAGCGCACAAUGCAUUAGAAGGGUCCUCAAGGGAAUUCAAGAACUCGUUUGCUAAAAUGUUCCCUCUGCGUUUAAGCUUAAAUUUGUGGUAAAUUUGACCAAACAAACUUGAUUCAAACAUAAUUAUUUAUUGUCUGAGGAAUAAUGAUACUCGUUUCUGGAGUGGAAUGCCCCUUUAAUAGGCCACACAAACUUGAUUUUAUAGAUGACAUCCUUUGGAGACCCCAAAACUUAAUGUGUAUGGGCGAAAAAAAAGAAAAAUCCAGCAAAAACAAAAAGUGCUGCUUAACCACAGGACUAAACAGUAAGAAUGUAAGAAACAAUCGUCUCCAUUUCAAUCAUGUCUGCAUUGCCAUUCUUGUGGUCCCAUGCCCUGAGCAUGUGCUCCCCUACCCUGGAGAGCAGAUCCUCUGGUAAGCAUGAUUGACAUUCUGAUUGACAUGGGGUGAUAUGUGGCCUAUUUUUUUUUUGGAAACAGGCGAAAAACAAUGCGUACUGAUCCAUAAAAUCAAGUCUGUGUGGCCUUACUAACUACCCAAACAAGAAAGCUUCUGAAAAAAGCUGGCCGGUGCGUAUUUUGGAAAAAGCCUGGAAAUCACACGAAAAAAUAGUUUUUAAACAUCGAAUUACUGAAUUGGCCUUUCUUCUAUCUAAAAAAAAACACUACAUGAGAUUUGUCUAACAAAGAAAAGAAAAAAUUUAGCAAGUGGGGUUCGAACCUACGAUCUACGGCUGGAGAAGCCAACUAAGAUUGGUACCGUGCUGUAGACCGCUCGGCCACGCUGGCUCGAUUACACAAUAGCACGUAUAGAAGGGCUAUUUGCUUAAAUUGACCGAUCCAUGCAUCCAUGCAUGCAUCCAUGCAACCGCUUCUCCCGUCUCAUAGCCGCUACGCACCGGCAAAAAAUUAGUAAUAAUUCAAUAUGUUACUAAGAUAUGUACGUCAAGUGUUUUGUGCGUAGAAAGGGUUUAAAUCUAACUUUCUUUGAUUCUGAAACAUAGGUCAUAUCAUUUUGUAUUGUUAACAUGAGGUUGUGGAAUUACUGUUUUUAUGGAUUUUAUGGAAUACAGUCAUACCUGCUCAGGCGACCACCUCUUCUUAGCGACCAUCUGGCCAUUACGACCGCUUUUUCUCGGUCCCGAAUAUUUCCCACAUUGACAUAAGCAUUAAGCAACCUCUUCACAACGACCACCUGGCCAACGUGACCGCCAAAAAUUGCGACCAAAUCCCUGGCCUUAACGAUCUUGAGGUGUCAUCGAUUUUCAAUGCUAACUAGCACGAUUUUGUGCCGAAUUCGGUCAGUUUGCGUCAGAUUUUGACAACCAUUAUGAUGUUAUAAACUUAUAUUCAAAAUAAAGAUGGCAAAACUUAAACGGCGGAUGCAUGUGCGUGUGCUUGCUAUUUGCCAUUAACCACAACGGAAACCAUUCAAACUAUGCAUCAGGCAUGUACAUGUAGUGACCGACCACCUGACCAAAUCGAAGGCUUUUGCCCGGUCCCUCGGGUGGUCAUCUUGGGCAGGGUUGACUGUACAUUUAAUAGGCCACACCAACUUGAUUUUAUGGAUGGAGACCCCAAAACUUAUGUGUGCGGGCGGAAAAAAAAGCAAAAAAAAACAGCAAAAAUUGUUUUUUUGAAAACAGGUGAAAAUCAAUGCUUAGGCUGAUAUCAUCCAUAAGAUUAUGUCAGUGGGGCCUUACUAACCCAAAAAAUAAACGAUAGUGUAACUGUGUGUUACAUAA
Branchiostoma floridae (Florida lancelet) is the source of this 4794-nucleotide messenger RNA. Its product is annotated as C-type lection lectoxin-Enh3-like. The transcript is spliced from 3 exons. The record is from RefSeq and is a predicted model, not a curated record. The coding region runs from base 11 to 304 and encodes 97 amino acids. NCBI's taxonomy places the organism in Eukaryota, Metazoa, Chordata, Leptocardii, Amphioxiformes, Branchiostomatidae.